Molecule: messenger RNA, 1029 nt
Organism: Vicia villosa (hairy vetch)
Lineage: Eukaryota; Viridiplantae; Streptophyta; Magnoliopsida; Fabales; Fabaceae
Exons: 2
Coding region: 1-1029 (342 amino acids)
Source: RefSeq, a predicted model, not a curated record
AUGAUUCUUAGAGCUUUUGAAAUUGUUUCGGGUCUUGGCAUCAAUUAUCACAAAUGUAAAUUGAUUGGAAUUAACAUUAGUAACUCUUUUAUGGAAGCGGCGACGAAUUUUCAUUCUUGUAAAAUGGAGGAUAAUAACUUUCUUUUUCUUGGUAUUCCUAUUGGGAAAGAUCCAAAGAAGGAGGCAAUGUGGAAUCCUACUUUAGACAAAUUAAAGAAAAGAUUGGGAGGUUGGAAGAAUCAGUUUCUUUAUUUGGGAGAUUAUUAUAGGGAUCCUAUUGUUAAUUGUUUCCACUUUGAUGUUCAUAAUGGGUAUACUACACCUUUUUGGGAAUCUAUUUGGUUGGACGAGGAGUCUUUGAAGAAUGCUUUUUCGGAGUUGUUUGAAUCUUCUCGUCUUAAAGGGGUUUCGGUUGGGGCGAUGGGAGGAUGGAUUGAUGGUAUAUGGAAGUGGAGAGAUUUUGGGAUUUCCGUGAAUUUUUUGGAUGAUGCCGGAUUUAAGGGGAGGAUCGGUUUGUUAUAUGACCGGUUGUUGCUCUAUGGAGGUCCAGAGGAAGAGAAUUCGAUGGAUGUGGUCUCGUGGGAAUUUAAUAAUGACUCGGUAUUCUCGGUGGCCUCGUGCUAUAAUUUAUAUUCGAUGAAUUUUAUUCCUUUUGGUUCCGUUAUCAAGCAUGAUGAGGCGUUUCGAGUUCUCUGGAAGGCGGAAGUCCCCUUCAAAAUUAAGGCAUUUGGAUGGAGAUUAUUUCUAGAUAGACUUCCCACUAAGGAGCUUUUGGUGUAUAGAGGUAUUUCUCUUUCUCUAGAUAAUCUCAAGUGUGUUUUUUGUGGUUUUGGUAUAGAAAGUAGGAAUCACUCUUUUUUUGCGUAUAGUAUGGUGAAGCACAUUUGGUCCGAAAUUGCGCUUUGGGUGGGGAAAUGGGAUAGUUUGGAGGAGGAAUUUUUGUCAAGUUUUAUGGAUUGGCAUUACUUUUUUCGGUUACAUAAAGUGAAGAAUAGUAAGGCGGAUGUUAUUUGGCUUGCCACAUCUUAG